Molecule: messenger RNA, 1395 nt
Organism: Fraxinus pennsylvanica
Lineage: Eukaryota; Viridiplantae; Streptophyta; Magnoliopsida; Lamiales; Oleaceae
Source: the annotation of a GenBank genome assembly
AUGGCUGUAUUCAGUCUAACUGUUGGAAUAUUUUCGGGGCUCUGCAUCUUGAGCACUGCUUUACUAAGAUGGAACCAAGUAAGGCACAGGAAGAAAAGAUUACCCCCCGGUACCAUGGGAUGGCCAGUUCUUGGUGAAACUAACGAGUUUCUAAAACAAGGUCCAGCCUUCAUGAGAAACAAAAGAACAAGGCAUGGAAGUUUUUUCAAGUCCCACAUUUUUGGGUGCCCUACAAUUAUUUCUAUGGAUCCAGAGCUAAAUAGAUAUAUCCUAGUUAACGAAUCGAAAGGCCUUGUCCCUGGCUAUCCUCAGUCCAUGCUAGACAUCUUAGGCAAAUGCAACAUAGCAGCUGUCCAUGGUGGUACUCAUAAGUACAUGAGAGGUGCAUUGCUUGCUCUCAUUAGCCCCACCAUGAUUAAAGACCAACUUUUGCCGAAAAUCGAUGAUUUUAUGAGAUCCCAUAUCAGCAAAUGGGAUAACAAAAUCAUUGAUAUUCAACAGAAAACAAAAGAGAUGGCUUUUCUCUCGUCACUGAGGCAAAUCGCAAGUGUUGAAUCUGUCUCAAUAUCUCAAGAAUUCAUGCCUGAUUUCUUUAAGCUAGUGCUGGGAACUCUGUCUCUGCCUAUCAAUCUUCCUAAUACAAACUAUUAUCUCAGCAUCCAGGCAAGGAAAAACAUUACGAUUUUGUUGAGAAAACUUGUAGAAGAGAGAAUAGCUUCUGGAGAAACUCAUCACGACAUGCUUGAUUACCUAAUCUACAGCGAAAAGAACAAGUAUAAGCUGAAUGAUGAGGAGAUGAUUGAUCUGAUCAUCACAAUUUUGUAUUCGGGAUAUGAGACUGUUUCGACUACUUCAAUGAUGGCCAUCAAAUAUCUUCAUGAUCAUCCAAAAGCACUAGAAAAAUUGAGAAAAGAACAUGCGGAAAUCAGAAAAAAGAAAAGGCCAGAGGAUCCUAUUGACUAUGAUGACUACAAAUCAAUGUGCUUUACGCGUGCUGUUAUUUAUGAGACCUCAAGAUUAGCUGCAAUAGUUAAUGGAAUUUUGAGGAAGACAACAAAAGACAUGGAAAUAAAUGGAUAUGUUAUUCCCAAAGGAUGGAGGAUAUACGUGUAUACAAGAGAAAAUAAUUAUGAUCCAUGCCUUUAUGCUGAUCCACAUGCCUUCAAUCCAUGGAGAUGGCUGGAAAAAGGCCUUGAAAACCAAAAUUACUCGUUCAUCUUUGGAGGAGGAACGAGGCAGUGUCCCGGAAAAGAAUUUGGACUAGCGGAAAUAUCUACGUUUCUUCAUUACUUUGUGACGCGAUACAAGUGGGAAGAAGUAGGAGGAAACAAGUUGAUGAAAUUUCCUAGGGUCGAAGCACCUAAUGGACUUCAUAUCAGGGUUUCAACUCAAUGA